UAAAAAAACAAAAGAUCAUUAGUGUUUAGACUGUUGGCUGCUCAACUCAAUCUUUUGUAUUUUUUUUACGAUUCCAUGAUUUUUUAAGCUUCAAAUAAUUACAUAAAAUUUGGAUUGCUAAUAAUUAUUUCCCACAUUAUCACAAUGAAAUUGAAAAAUUAUUUAAUAUUAGCAACUUAUUUUUUAGUUCAAAAUACCGCGAGGUCAAUAAAUGUUACGGAUAUUUACAGUUUAAGAAAAAUUGAAUUUUUCAUGAAUAAUAUCCACAGUAAAGGGUAUACUGAUUACGAAUUCAGAAACGUGACGAUGGAUAACGAGGGAAUAAACAGAAUAAUUAGAAUAAUUAUCAACGAUUUAAUAAACGUACUGGAGGAUUUAAAUAAAAUAUCAAGUGAUUCACGUUACGAUGAUAAGUCUCGGGAUUUAUUUAAUUUCAUUGCUAAAUUAGACCACUAUAGAAUUAUGACAGGACGUUCUUUGACAUCAAAACUUACAAUUAAGCUGCACAGCAUUUUUGACAUGAAGGAAACAAUAAAUUCAUUCGUCAGAUCAUUGUUUCAAUUAAAUGACAAUAAUUAUUUUAACAGUCCGAUUAAUUAUUGCCCAUUUGUGACAAAUAUCACACAAGUUAUUCGAUUCCAAUAUCGGAUUGAUACUAUUAUUAAGGAAUAUGAAGCUUUUGUUGACUUUCUUGAGGGAAAAAUGGAUAAAGAAUCACAUCAUAACUUUUGUGGCCAAACAAGUUCAUUCAAUCGAGAAAUAUAUGAAUUUUACUCUCAAAUAAUUGCAACUUAUCUCAAAGAAUUUAUAAUGCUUUACUAUAUUGACAUUAUGGAAAGAAGAUGUCUCAAUCAAAAGCCUACUAUAGAAUUAAGUACUAGCAAAGCAAGUUUGAUAACCAAAUUAAGUGAGCCAAUAGAUUUAACCAAAUAUUUGCUGCAAGACAGUGAACAUUAUAUGUACAGAUGUGAUGCAACUAAUUACCACAGUUUAAUUGCACCGAAGUAUUACGAAUUAGAAAGAAUGAUCCAAAUGGUAAUAAUUGAAGAACAAAAUUUAAGUUCAAGUGGGUCUUGUACUCAUAAUUGUAAUUUGAAUGAUAUUAAUGACACAAUAAAUUAUGGCGAAUGCAAAGAAUAUCGUGAUUGUCAAUACAUAAACAGUGAUUAUGAGAUAUGUGAAUCGUCCGGACUAGAUUAUAAUUCACGGCAUUACGAGUGGGUCAAAAACAGUAACGGAACUAUUUUUGGUGAUGAUAGUACGGAAGAGUGUGAAGGCACAAUAAAAUUGUUAUCCAGUUACUACAAUGCCAGCGAAAACAGUUCUUGCGAUCAUUGUUUGUGCACUUGCAUCAGAAAACCUCAAAGCUCUAGCAGAAUUGUCACGGCCAUCAGUUUCAGAGAACAAGUCACUAAUAUUGAUGACAACAUGAUUGCUAUAGGCGUUAGAUUCAUUAAGAAAGAUGGCCUGAUCCAUAUACAGUUGAAGGAAGGGAAGCUUAAACCCAAGACUUCUGAUAAAAGCACGUGGAAGGAAUUGGAAAAUUUUGCUUAUGAUGAGAAAACUGGGACAUUUAAUAUUCUGUAUGCUAAUUAUACUAAGACUCCCGCGAAGUUAGGAGUCGAUUAUGGACAUCCGGAAACGAUUAAUUUUGAUGAUUUGAUUGCGCCCGAAGGCUACGGGGUUACUGGAGUCAGAUUUAGAUUUGCUGGGGACUUGAUUGGCAGGGUUCAGUUGCAAAUUCGAGUAACGCCUUUUGAUUAUAUUGCUGGCGAACUGAUUCAUCGUGAUCGAACCCAUUGGAUUGCUCAGGAGUCAAAGGAUUUGAGGCGUCAAUUGGAUCUGCAUGAUCCAGAUAACCCAACUAAGACACGCGGUAAUGUUAUUGACUCAGAGACAGAUCAGUUUAUUGAAUUCCGUGCUUCGGAUUUGAAAAAAGACGCUGGGCAAUCAACGGUUCCAUUCUUCGAUGCUCAAAGUGUUGAAGGUGAUCCCGAAUUUCCGUUAGGGGGAGUUGGAAUCAUGCAUCGCGGUCAUAAAGGCUAUGGCGGAUUCUUGGCAUUAAGAAUUUUUGAUUUGAAUCUGUCUCAAUACUUCAAUGAUAAAUUAUAAUUUCGGCGACGAUGAAUAUUCAAUUCAUUAGAUGAUUAUUAACUUCAAUAUGAAUUUUUGGUCCAUUUUUUAUAUGGAAUAUUCGUUACAAUGUCGAUAGUUCAUAAAAAUUAUCAAAAAUUAAUAAUCGUUUUAUGAGCUGAAUUUUUAUAUAUAGAAAUCCUUGAAAAAUUCAUGUACUUUUAAUAUUUUUAUGGAAGUUGAAAAU
Microplitis demolitor is the source of this 2320-nucleotide messenger RNA. RefSeq lists its product as uncharacterized. The transcript is spliced from 7 exons. Lineage: Eukaryota; Metazoa; Arthropoda; Insecta; Hymenoptera; Braconidae. The record is from RefSeq and is a predicted model, not a curated record. Bases 145 to 2112 code for a protein of 655 amino acids.